AUGCAAUCACCUCCACCAGAAAACAAAACCGAUGUCAAUGCAAAUCGUGAACUAUCAGAGUCUCUCCAUGCAAAUGUUAAUCAAAAACUUAUUGGUGCUUUCAAAGGAACUGAAAAAGAAGAACUAAUCAAUGCUAACUCAACAGAAAUUCCAGUAACGAUUUACACACCUGUUGAUGUUGAUAAGUCAAAAUUGGUCAUAUUUUUUCAUGGCGGAGGCUGGACUGUAAAUAGUCGACGCACACAUCAAACAAUGGUCAACAUGAUUGCUGAUGCGACAAACACGACUUGGAUUAAUGUGGAAUAUCGUCGUGGACCAGAGUAUAAAUUUCCUAUUUGGUGGAAUGAUGUUUAUCAAGUAACGAAAUAUAUUAUAGAAAAUAAACAAUCUUAUGGUGUCGAUUCGUCGGCUAAAGUCGGCGUUGCUGGUGAAAGUUGUGGCGCUUUAAUGGCUGCAGGGUUAUGCCAUGCAAUGAAAAAUAUUGAUUUUCAGAUUUUAGUCAGUGGUAUUUUAGAUCUACAUCGAACAGCACCAUCAUAUAAAGAAUUUACUCAUCAAAUGUAUUUCCUGACACCGGAGAUCUUAGACUGGUUGACAUUAUCAGCUUUUGACAAUAUGAAAGAUUUAGAUGAUCCUCGUAUUGCUGUAAUGCAGAAUAAAUCUUUCGAAGGAUUACCACCAUGUUUGUUCAUCGUUAGUGAAUUGGAUCCGUUGCAUGAUGAUAGUUAUGAAUAUCAAAAACUUCUUGAUAAAGCUGGAGUUCAAACUAAAUUGGUCCUCAUCAAAGGUGUUCUUCAUGGGUUCUUCUCCGUUCCAGGUAUUUAUCCAAAAGCGUGUGCUGACGUGAUCAUUAAUAUAAAAGAAUUUAUGGGUUCGCUAUGA
Molecule: messenger RNA, 882 nt
Organism: Adineta ricciae
Lineage: Eukaryota; Metazoa; Rotifera; Eurotatoria; Adinetida; Adinetidae
Source: the annotation of a GenBank genome assembly